CUGGCUGCAAAGAAUCAGCUCCGAUAUCUGGGGGUUGAAGGAGAGCCAAUGGCUUGGGGCGGGCGUGGCAGCGGCCUCAUCCACUACCUCCUACAUCCCUCCCAUUAAAUAUCUCCUCGCAUAUCACUGGUGGCGCCACUAGACUUCCCUCCUACCUUAUCCUAUCAAAAACUCUCCUCUGUAAUGGCUUCUGCCUCCGCGUUCCAACGCUCCGCUUUCGCUGGUCAGACUGCGCUGAAGCGGCAGAAUGAGCUCGUCCAGAAGGUUGGCGUCUUCGAAGGCCGGAUCUCGAUGCGCCGCACCGUAAAGAGUGCUCCCCAGAGCAUGUGGUAUGGACCGGACCGACCCAAAUACUUGGGUCCGUUCUCAGAGCAAACACCUUCGUACCUGACAGGGGAGUUCCCAGGGGACUACGGGUGGGACACGGCGGGGCUGUCCGCCGAUCCGGAGACAUUCGCCAAGAAUCGAGAGUUGGAGGUGAUUCACUGUCGAUGGGCCAUGCUGGGCGCCCUGGGCUGCGUAUUUCCUGAAAUCCUAGCCAAGAAUGGCGUCAAGUUCGGUGAGGCCGUUUGGUUCAAGGCCGGGGCCCAGAUCUUUUCUGAGGGUGGCCUUGACUACCUUGGCAACCCCAACCUCAUUCAUGCUCAGAGCAUCCUCGCCAUCUGGGCCUGCCAGGUCGUCCUCAUGGGCUUUGUCGAGGGCUACCGUGUCGGGGGCGGCCCAUUGGGCCAAGGCCUCGACGCCAUCUACCCUGGCGGCGCCUUCGACCCCCUCGGCCUGGCCGAUGACCCUGAAGCAUUUGCUGAGCUCAAGGUGAAGGAGAUCAAGAACGGCCGCCUCGCCAUGUUCUCUAUGUUCGGCUUUUUUGUGCAGGCCAUCGUCACCGGUAAGGGCCCCAUAGAAAACCUCUUCGACCAUCUUGCAGACCCGGCUGCCAACAAUGCUUGGGCCUACGCCACCAACUUCGUUCCUGGCAAGUGAUUCACUAAUGAAAUAAGAUGCUUGCUACCACUCUUCUGCUACUCCCUUCUAUUUUAGACUCUACUAGUGGUGUGACAACGAGUCAAAUAUAUAUAUUUAUAUAUCUGUAUCUAUGUAUAUUAACCACUGAGGUUCGCUCUGCUUGCUGUAAUUCAAUCUUUGUAGCAGUUGCUUGCUCUCUUGAGUGUGAGUUUUAUGCGCAAAGACGGAAAAAAAAUAAAGAAAGAAAGACUUGGUUUGCUA
Elaeis guineensis (African oil palm) is the source of this 1224-nucleotide messenger RNA. Its product is annotated as chlorophyll a-b binding protein 5, chloroplastic. The record is from RefSeq and is a predicted model, not a curated record. Lineage: Eukaryota; Viridiplantae; Streptophyta; Magnoliopsida; Arecales; Arecaceae. Gene Ontology annotation, cellular component: membrane. Gene Ontology annotation, biological process: photosynthesis, light harvesting.